Pezoporus flaviventris is the source of this 1321-nucleotide messenger RNA. It is a transcript of the gene FGFR1OP2, whose product is annotated as FGFR1 oncogene partner 2. The record is from RefSeq and is a predicted model, not a curated record. Lineage: Eukaryota; Metazoa; Chordata; Aves; Psittaciformes; Psittacidae. The transcript is spliced from 6 exons. Gene Ontology annotation, biological process: response to wounding. Bases 104 to 757 code for a protein of 217 amino acids.
CCGCCUCAGCCGUCCGGCCCGCCGCCAUUUGACAGCGGGGCGGGCCAGUCCGCGCCGGUCGGGGCUGCACCCCCGGCGCCGGGCGCUGCAGCAGCCGCCGGCCAUGAAAAUGAGUUGCACAAUCGAAAAAGCCUUAGCAGAUGCGAAAGCACUGGUGGAACGGCUGAGGGAGCAUGACAAUGCAGCAGAAGCUCUGAUUGAACAGACUACAGCUCUUAACAAACGGGUUGAAGCAAUGAAACAGUACCAAGAAGAAAUUCAAGAGCUUAAUGAAGUAGCAAGACAUCGUCCUCGGUCUACGUUAGUGAUGGGUAUCCAACAAGAAAACAGGCAGAUUAGGGAACUGCAACAGGAAAAUAAAGAACUGCGCACAUCUCUUGAAGAACACCAGUCUGCUCUGGAACUCAUAAUGAGCAAGUACAGAGAACAGAUGUUUAGGUUGCUAAUGGCGAGCAAAAAGGAUGAUCCAAGUAUAAUAAUGAAGUUAAAAGAGCAACAUUCCAAGGAGCUGCAAGUACAUGUGGACCAAAUUACAGAAAUGGCGGCAGUAAUGAGGAAAGCCAUUGAAAUUGAUGAAAAGCAUGGUUGUAAAGAGCAGGAACGAAUCCUUCAGCUGGAGCAGGAAAACAAAGGCCUGAGAGAAAUUCUUCAAAUAACCAGAGAAUCAUUUCUGAACCUCAAGAAAGAAGAUGCAUCAGAGAGCACAUCUCUGUCAGGAUUAGUAACAAGCAGCGAUUUGAGCCUGAGGAAAAGCUGAAGACUGUGGAAGCCCACAAGCUUCAAUUGCACACUUUACAAACUGAGUAUCAGGGGUCACUUGUCAAGCACUUGUUACUGAAUAGGGCACCAGCAAGCUAAUGCAUCUUAAACUCCAGUUUAGUGGCUUUUAUACUGUGUAAGACAAAUUACAAUUGGUAUUCUACAAAAGCCUUAGGGACAGACUUAAUUGCCAUAGAUCUAACUUUCAUAGGAAAUGGAUUCAUGCACUUACCCCAUUGGAAAUUCUUUUUAUAUGACAUCAUUUUACAGAUAAAAGACAAGAUUUCACAGAAUUUAGCUAAAUUCUUGUUCAUAAAAAGUUUCAGUGUGCCUGUUACAUAAUGAAGGUAAGCUUUAAAGUCUCAUCUCUCGCUAAAAAGUAGUAACUUCUGAAUAUGCUUUGUGCAUGGUCCACAUCAUGUUUUUUUCCUUUUAAUAUGUUUUUAAUAGAUUCUCAUGUUGCAACAAACCUGGUUAAUGGAAAGGGUGCACAGGCAGCCUAAAACAUAAGGAUGUCUGUGAUUUAGCCUGUUCAAAUAUAAGGUUGAUUGUCCAAACAGAA